This is a messenger RNA of Otolemur garnettii (small-eared galago), 1681 nucleotides long. RefSeq names its product smoothelin like 1 (gene SMTNL1). Gene Ontology annotation, molecular function: protein binding. The record is from RefSeq and is a predicted model, not a curated record. Gene Ontology annotation, biological process: actin cytoskeleton organization. The transcript has 9 exons. Gene Ontology annotation, cellular component: microtubule organizing center; filamentous actin. Lineage: Eukaryota; Metazoa; Chordata; Mammalia; Primates; Galagidae. Bases 134 to 1681 code for a protein of 515 amino acids.
CUAGUACCCUUACACUUUCCGUCUGGUACACGCCCCAGCACCUAAAUUUCCACACUGGACCCCCACCUUUACCCUCGGCCCCCUGUAACGUCAGGCAGCGCCCUCUUUUUCUCUCCCUUUAAAUAGGGAUAACAUGGAACCGACAACCUGCCCCAGAGAAAUUACUGAUUAUGAUGCAGAGAUGGAGCAAAAGGAAGGACAGCUCUCUGAGGAUGGGGCCCCUGUGUCCCCCACUGGAAAGGACCCCAGGACACAAGGAGUUGAAACCCCUGCAGAAAAGACGAAAGGCACAACAGGGAAGAGCGUCAAUGAGGGGCAUCCAGACGAGACAGGAACGCAGGAAAAAGGCGAGGCUGGCAUUUCAGCAGAACUCCAGGGGGAAGCAAAUGGGUUAGAUGAGGUCAAGGUGGAAUCCCAGAGGGAGGCUGGUGGGAAAGAGGAUGGUGAGGCUGAACUUACAGGGGAGGAUGGCAAGAAGAAGGAAGAGCCCACAGGGGCUUCUCAGCAGAUGACUGACAGGAAAGAAGAAACCAAAUCCGAACCCAAGGAGGCUGAGGGAAAGGAGGAGGGCACUUUGGCCUCCGAGAAGCCGAAGGCUGAUGGGAAAGAGGCCAAGGCUGAAUCUGGGGAGGAGGCCAAGGCCGAUGACAAAGACAAGCCUGAACCCCAGGUGGCUGGUGGGGAGGAUGAGGCUGAGAUGGCUUCUCAAGAGGAGAGCCAGAAGACAGAGGAGCCCAUGGCCAAACCCCAGGAGAAAACCGCCCAUCAAGAGGCCAAGACUGAAUCUGAGAAGGCUGCCAUGAAAGACGAGGCUCAGGCUGAAGCUCAGGAGGCCGGAGGGGAAGAAGAGGCCAAAAGUGAUGCCAAGGAGGGUGUGGUGAGUGGGGCAGGAGAGAGGAAAAGGGAGGCCCCCCAACAGAGCUAUGGGGAGCCAGGCAGUCCCAGUGAAGAGCAGGGGCAAGAUGUGGAGAAAGAGUCAGAGGGAGGGGCAGAGGUGACUCCCAGCUCCCCUGAGGAGUGGCCUGAGAGCCCCACAGAGGAAGGGCAUGGCCUCAGCCCAGAUGAGUUGGGUCCAGACUCUACAGCUUCUGGACAGACCGGUCCUUCAGCCAGCGAGUCUUCACCCAGUGAUGCGCCCCAGAGCCCUCCUGAGCCCCCUCCCACCGAAAAGAAGAAGGAGAAGGCACCAGAGCGGAGGGUGUCAGCUCCUGCCCGGCCCCGGGGGCCCCGUGCUCAGAACCGCAAAGCCAUCAUGGACAAGUUUGGCGGGGCAGCCUCGGGCCCCACAGCCCUGUUCCGAAACACUAAGGCAGCCGGGGCAGCCAUUGGCGGAGUCAAGAACAUGCUCUUGGAGUGGUGUCGGGCCAUGACAAGAAACUACGAGCAUGUGGAUAUCCAGAACUUCUCCUCCAGCUGGAGCAGCGGCAUGGCCUUCUGCGCCCUCAUCCACAAGUUCUUCCCCGAUGCCUUUGACUAUGCUGAGCUGGACCCCACAAAGCGCCGGCACAACUUCACCCUGGCCUUCUCCACAGCAGAGAAACUGGCUGACUGUGCCCAGCUGCUGGAAGUGGAUGACAUGGUGAGGCUGGCAGUGCCCGACUCCAAGUGUGUCUACACCUACAUCCAGGAGCUGUACCGCAGCCUCGUGCAGAAAGGACUGGUGAAGACCAAGAAAAAAUGA